AUGAUUUCCAUUAAAAGUGGUUUGGUUCGGUUGUGGGCUCUUCUAUGGCUAAUUGUGGUAGUGGCCCCCAAUAAAACAGAGGAUCACCCACCUGUCUCUAAGAGAGGCGGGUCGAAGUUCAUCCUGGAAACCAUACAGACCAGCUGUGACCACAACUUUGUGGAAUAUUUCCACAAAGUCCCGAAAACCGCCUCUUUAUAUACUUUUCGCGUUGUCAAGCUGGCACCUUCCUUCACCAUCGACAUUGCCACAAGAGUGCAGAAAACCAAGCGGAUCCUGUACAAAGUCGACAACCUAGAUGGCUGUGGGUUUUUGAAAAACCCACUUUUAUCUCGAAUUUUUGGCCCAGUUUACAAGAGACUGGUUGUCAAUGGCAGUUUCUUUGGAUGUCCCAUAAAACCAAAGGUAUACUUUCUGAAAAACGAAGGAACGGAGGCCAUGUUGCCGGCUUUUCAACCGCCUGGAAGAUACCAGAUCACUAUGCGGGUCAGAAUGAAGGAAAGUCCAGAUCCAUUCGUGAUGGAAAUGCUUUGGGUUUAUAAUGUGGUUAGAAUUAAAUGAGGUGUUUCAGUUUUGAUAGUUGAGGCAAUAAAUAACACAAU
This is a messenger RNA of Drosophila ananassae, 602 nucleotides long. RefSeq lists its product as uncharacterized. The transcript has 2 exons. The record is from RefSeq and is a predicted model, not a curated record. Bases 1 to 561 code for a protein of 186 amino acids. Lineage: Eukaryota; Metazoa; Arthropoda; Insecta; Diptera; Drosophilidae.